ACUGGAGUCGGAACAGUCAUUGAAUGGGCAUAUCAAAAUGGCGGACCAAGAAUCGUCGGUGAGGGAGUUCGUUGCUGUUACUGAUGUUGAUGAAGAGAGGGCCCGUUUUUUCUUGGAGUCUGCCGGUUGGGAUUUGCAGCUUGCCCUGGCCAGUUUCUUUGAAGAUGGUGCUGAGGAUGACAUAGUGACACUACCUCAGCCAGAGAGUGGUGGAUCCUCUGUGCCUCGUUCCACAGGGCCUGGCAGGAGUGAAAAUAGAGUGACCUCCUUCAGGGAUAUGAUGCACGAGGAAGAAGAUGACAGUGACGAGGAGGAAGGGGAAAGGUUCUUUGCUGGGGGUUCUGAACGCAGUGGGCAGCAGAUUGUGGGCCCCCCCAAGAAGAAGAGCUCUAAUGAGGUGGUGGAGGACCUCUUCAAGGGGGCUAAGGAGCAUGGGGCCGUACCUGUGGAYAAGGCUGGGAGAGGCCCAGGAGAGCCUAGUCGAGCCAGGCCGUUCAUUGGCGGUGGCUACCGGCUUGGUGCAGCGCCUGAGGAGGAGCCUGUUUAUGUGGCUGGAGAGAGAAGAGCUGCUAACAGCCAGCAGGAUAAGGUGCAUGUAGUCCUGAAGCUGUGGAAGACAGGUUUCAGCCUGGGCGACGGUGAACUCAGAAACUACAGUGAUCCUGGCAAUGCCAUUUUCCUGGAGUCCAUCCGUAGGGGGGAAAUUCCUUUGGAGCUGAGACAGCGCUCCCGGGGGGGUCAGGUCAACUUYGAUAUGGAGGACCAUCGGGAUGAGGACUUCUCCAAACCCAAGGUUACCUUCAAGGCAUUUGGCGGGGAAGGACAGAAACUGGGCAGUGCCACCCCUGAACUGGUGUCUGCUCCACGUAUGGGGGACCAGGACCAGGUAGCCAGUGAGGCCCAGGCCAUCGCCUCUGUGAACCUGGACGCCUCCCAGCCUGUGACAAACAUCCAGAUCAGACUGGCCGACGGGGGAAGACUGGUGCAGAAGUUCAACCACACUCACAGGGUGUCGGACGUGCGUCAGUUUGUGGUGGGAGCUCGACCUUUAAUGGCCGCAACGGAGUUUGUGCUCAUAACAACCUUCCCCAACAAGGAGCUGACUGACGAGAGCCAGACGCUGCGGGAUGCCAACCUGCUCAACGCAGUCAUCGUGCAGCGGCUAAAGUGAUGGAGCCCCCUGGUGGCCUGGCUGGUUCACAGCUCUUUGGUCCCCCUGAGGGACMAGACACCAUGGACUUAUGGACUUCUAAUUCCUUUUUUUUCUAUAGUGAUACGUUUUCCCUCUUCAGCAGUUUGAGGGGCAAAUGUGGGGAACGGAUAGGGCUUCAAAGAAAGGCAGAAGAAACAGUUGAUUUGGUGGUAAAAGCUGUUUAGAAAGUAUUAGGUGAACACGCACAGUAACAAUAAAGCUUUCUUAAGUUUCAGAGAUUGCUUUAGAUGUUCAUAAUACUGUUAUUUGUUUUGUUCAUCACUUUCUAUCUUCCACUUAUCUCUCCUCUGGCUCAACUCUUGCCUGUUAGUUUGGCUUUUUCCACACAACAAGUUGCCAUCAGGUCAACCCAACCGCAAAUGUACCCAAUGUAUGCCAGUAGCCUUAUGCGCCCAUCAUAUUCAGAAUCUCAACAAAGCGUCAACAGUCCCAACACUAAGGAAGUGGGAUUUAGAUGCGUAACAUGUAAUAGCUAGAUUGCUUUACUAUCAAACUAAUGAUUGAACAGAAACUCUCUUUAUAACUUGUAGACAAUGGGUUUUAGUGGCAGGUUGAUCUCACUGAUCUCUACGCKGGCUUGGACAAAAACAGGACAGUUGGAAUGAUUGUUUGGACCUCUGGAAGGUAAUUCAAUAAAUUUGUUUGAUGUAUAUGGAAUUCCUAGUCUUGCUAUUUUCUAUUAUGAAGAGUUACAGAACAUAUGAUUACUUUGAUUACAUAUGAUAAUUUCAAAUUGAUAUUAAAUCCAUUAUUGAAAAGAAAUUGUGCURUGUUUUUCAGCAAGGCAGUCUGAUGAUAUGCUAAUGUAAUGGAGAUGGUUCAUUGACCCGUGACUGCGAAAUUGGUAACUGUAAGUUGCGUUAGCUCCCCAAGCCAAAGUAGCUUUUGCUCAGCGGGCUAACGGUCUUGGGGUAUGCUUGAGACCUAGUUUUGAACCAUAGCCUAGUCYGUCAAACUAAUCUGCUGGAAUAUGGAAUGCUGUUUGUCUAUCACUAUAUUAUAGUGCUUUAAUAGAGUAGGCCCAUUAAAACGUUUAUUUUUUAAAUUCCCAAUUUAGGACAUUUCAAUUAGUUUUUUUAAACUAGUGUGCGGUUGUACAAACCAGGGGAGGACCAUCCUAGUCAAUAGAUAUAACUAAUCGGAUUAUAUUCACGUCAUCAAAUAGCCGAUUAAAACACUGUUUUGCAGCAUUCCACUACCAUUCCGUCCAAAAAAUAAUCUAACAUGAAUCAUGUAGCAGAUAUAGGAUAUGGUAGAAAGAGUGCGUGGCCUUUUCUGUAGCUGACAGGUCAGAGAUCAAAUGUAUGACAAUGUAACGUUAAUGAGACAAACUUUACAUCGUGCAGGUUUCUUCGAUCAAAUAGCCUAACCUAAAUGGUGCUGUAUCAAAUAGAAAAUAUGGUAAUGUAACAGUUUAAAUACUUUGAGUUUCACCAGGUUCAUAUAUUAAUAUAGCAUGUUGAUUUGUUAUUAUAUAUGCCUGCAUCCUGGGAAUAUGGGUGUGUACUUACGUUUUGCCCUGCGUGCUCAAAUCACUAUGAAAGGUGGGCACGCUUUUUCUGUCUUCAGAAAAUGUUGAUUCCAUACACCGUUUYGUUCAUGAAUAAUGUAUGUUUAGAGGUUACUCAUAAGUGGAUGUAAUUGUACUUUUUGGGGAUAUUAACAUUCUGAAUUCAACAUGUGGUUACUAGCUAGCUAUGGUAUUGUGUGAACGAUGGCUAGCUCCUCGACUGACCCCAGUCCUUUGUAUGUUGUAGAAAGAGGCGACGAUUAGCAGAACAUAUGUGCUCCACAAAUGUUUUGACUUUUCUUUUGGAUGCAGAGUGAGUUCUGAGUCAUUAAAACAACCUGAUCUCCGAA
This is a messenger RNA of Salvelinus sp. IW2-2015, 3073 nucleotides long. RefSeq names its product NSFL1 cofactor p47. Gene Ontology annotation, cellular component: nucleus; cytosol. Gene Ontology annotation, molecular function: ubiquitin binding. Gene Ontology annotation, biological process: membrane fusion; autophagosome assembly; Golgi organization. The record is from RefSeq and is a predicted model, not a curated record. NCBI's taxonomy places the organism in Eukaryota, Metazoa, Chordata, Actinopteri, Salmoniformes, Salmonidae.